AAAAACCCCGUAGCAAGAUGGCGUCUUCGGCUUCACGUGUCGCACCCGGGGUGACGUCACAACGCCCACGUGUCGCACCCGGAACGCCCGCGGCAACCAACGCACCAACAGCGUGGCACGGCAGGUCCGGUUGGUUCACAUCAGCUGGGACCUGCACCCAGACCGGGACCCCCACACAGACAGGGGGGUCCGGGAACCAAGAUCAGGACCAAUUUCCAGAGCAAGACCAGACGCGAGAUUAGUACCAGGAGCAAGAGCGGAUACCGAUACCAGAGGCAAGACCAGACCGGUAACCAAGGCGAGAUUGGUACCAGGAGCGGUGCGAGACCAAGAGCAAAGUAACAGUCCGAGUUCGGUAUAAACAAAUCAAAGCAAGCCCCUGGAGUAGCGGCAGCAGCAGGAGCAGCAGCAGGGGGUGAGAAUGGCGUACGGGCUGGUGACGGCGGGCGGCUUUGUGGCCGUGGUGGCCGUGCUGGGCGCCCUGUGGAUGCCGGAGACCUGGGACGCGGCGCUGAGGGGCCCAGCCGCCGUGCGUCUCGACCACGUCCUCUCGGCGCUCCUGCGGGCCGAGGCGCGGACUUCGAGGCCCGCGAGGCCCCGCGUCGCCAUCGGGUUUGGGGGCUGCCUGGACUGGGUGGUGGACGGCGUGGCGCUGCUGGAGCGACUCGGGGUGGAGCCGAGCGGGAAGGCCGAGCACCACGGAUUCAUCGCCGACGAGCAGCAGCUGGCACAAACCUUCGCCUACUUCUUCCCCCACGGCGCCGCCGCAGAGCGCUUCAUCUCCAACGCGUCGCUGUUCCGCCGGCUGGCCGAAGAGGCGGCGCUUGUGCCCGGCGCUCGCUGGUCACUCGGAGGGAACGCCCCCGUUAUGGCGAACCGCAUGGCGUCCGAGGGCUGUGACGUUCUGCUCGGAGCGCGUCUCCCCCACAGCCUCCUGCAGGUUAUGAGGCCAGAGGUUAGAGUGGCCGGGCAGCCCGUGGAGGAGGCCGACACUCACCUGAUCCUCGAAUAUCCCACGGGCGCUCGCUGGGGGAACUACACAUCCAAGCGCGCCAACAGGUUCAUCGUGCACAGCGAUACCCACAAUGCCCGGCUGGAGUCGCUGGAGGCAUUUCAUUCCGAGCUCGCCGCCUUCCAGCCGGCGCUGCUUGUCGUCGGAGGACUCCAGAUGAUGGACAACUUUCCCUUCCCUCCUGGCGAGCGUGUGCGCAGGCUGCGGGCCGUGCGCGCCUCCAUGUUGGCCGCCCGCUCCUCAUCCGCUGGCGCCGACGGCGGCGACGCCCUCGUCCACUUUGAGAUGGCGUCCUUCUCGGACUCGUCGCUGCUCGCCGAGCUGCUGGACGAGCUGCUGCUGCCGGCGGCCGACUCGCUGGGCAUGAACGAGCAGGAGCUGCCCAACCUUCGCGGCCUCCUCGCCGGCGGAGACGUCACGCUGGUUGCCGACGCAAACCCCCGCGUCGCCGCCGUGCUCGACCAGAUGCGCGAGGUGUACGGCGCCGUCAGGGCCCGCCAGCGCCGCGCGGGGAUCGGGCGGCUCCUCACCCGCCUCCACGUCCACACGCUCGCCUUCCAGGCGAUCAUGACGGCUCGCAACUCGACUUGGAAGUCGGGGAUGUCGGCGGCCGCCAAGGCCUCACUCACGGCCAAUCGGCACGUGUGCGGCUCCGCGGACAUCGACGCCGCCAAGGCGCGGCUCAUCAUGGACGACUCGUUUGCCGCCAGCCGCGGGCCCGAGAGCCGCCGCGUGGCCGUCGACCCCAACCGCCCCGUGGCGUGCUGGGAGGAGGAGGAGAUGGUCGACUACGACGCGGGAGAGGCCGACGGGGGGUACGACGCGCAGGGCGAGGACGAUGACGAGAAGCGGGCCGGACGGGGAGCCGGGGGGCGACGCGGCCGCACGUAUGAGCUGUGCGUCGCGCCCGUGCUCGUGUGCACGGACGUGUUCCAGACUGUGGGCGGCGGGGACAACAUCUCGGCCGCGGGGCUCGUGUUGCAGAUUUGAUGAAGGGAAGAGCAAUCACUUUUGAUUUCCCACAGUGGGAUUUAUUAACCCCUGAGUGAGGAUGGGUUCUCAAGAGAUUUGGCAACCUAUCCAAUUGUGAUAAAGUACAGUGUCGCCCGGCCAUAGGAAUGUGGAAUUUCCACCACUGACUCAGGGCCACCAAAAGAGAUGAGCAUCACCCAGUGCCUUGUUUGACCAUGGGAACUCUUUGACUUUUUAAGUAAAUAUCCCUUUAUCCCCCUUGCCCCCCCCCCCCCCAUGCCAGAGAUGUUUAAUAUUAUUUUUUCCCUCAACUGCUUAACUUCCAUUCCACUUCCGAGAAACCACUUGCACGCGGGAGAUGGGUUUGUUGGCUCAGGUGACUCAUAAUGGCUGUCGUAGCUGUGAGCCAGUAGCACUAAAAUCCUGUGGUUGGGAAUCCUGACAUUGAAAAGAAACCGGGUUCUUUUGUGUAGCAGGUUUUGGUGAUAACAUACCUUAUGUCCAAUGACUGCACACACAAACACAAUCUCAUGAAAUGUUAUUUAUGCAAGCCUAGGUAUGAAAGCCAUAUCAUUUGUAAAGAGAUGAUUUUGUGCGAUAUCUUGGUUGACAUGGGACCUGGUGCAUGGAAUGCAAUGGAGCCCCCUUUUCAAUUUCGCCCAUUUCGCCACUCUUUGUUAAGCCGGUGCCUGGGGCCUUCGGCGCUACGGGCCCUGGGUGCAGUUGUACCGCCUGCACACUCGAUAGCUACGCCACUGAUUAUAGCGUCAGUGACAAUGACCAAAUAAGUUUUGCGUCAUAUUUUCAAAUGUCUUCUACGUAUGGUUUGACGAUCACCAGAAGUGAAUUUCGUACCACUGAAAGAGUUUAUCAUAAAGCGUGGUCACAUCUGUGUUGCAUAACAGUGCAAUUCAAUAGAUAUACCUCCUGUCAGGGGAACGACACGUGGAAAUGAUGGAGUCAAGGAUGGAAGCUCAGACACGCAGUUAUGCUUCCAUUACCGGUGGAUGCAGCAUGGAUGGUUAUGGUGAUGGUGGUCGUGGUUUGUGAUGGGUUUUUAUGGGUGAUGGUGAUGGUUCCGGUGGGUGUAUGUCCAGGUUAAUAUGCUUGAUAAUAAAAAAAAUGUGAAUGUUUUGGAAUUCUGCAAUGGUUAAAUUAUAAUAAAAAAAGUUUAAAAUAUUA
Petromyzon marinus (sea lamprey) is the source of this 3166-nucleotide messenger RNA. RefSeq names its product ADP-dependent glucokinase-like. Gene Ontology annotation, biological process: glucose metabolic process. Gene Ontology annotation, molecular function: ADP-specific glucokinase activity. Lineage: Eukaryota; Metazoa; Chordata; Hyperoartia; Petromyzontiformes; Petromyzontidae. Gene Ontology annotation, cellular component: endoplasmic reticulum. The record is from RefSeq and is a predicted model, not a curated record.